CAACCAUAUAAAGGGUAGGCUCUCCACCCUCCUCCGUUUUGGAAUCUCUCACUCCAUCUUUGAUCAUCCAUUGUCUUUCUUCACCUGCCCCUCCAUAUCACGCAUACCGCAACCUCGCUCCUACACUCUUCAUCAACGGCCCUCAUCGCCGCCUUCCUCUUCACCCAUAGGCAUAUCAUGGCUGAAAAAUCAAAAUACAACACGACUGAAAAGUCAGAACGUAAUGAAUAUACUCAAGAAAAGGCCACUCAGCUUACUGAAGACAGUUUGGAGAUAAGCAAUCUAACAGAUCAAGAUGAGUUUGUCUAUGAGCCUCACCAAUUCACUUGGCGUGCUGCAAUCGUAGGCUCCUUAUUAGGAUGCGUUGUUGCUGCAAGUAACUUGUACUUGGGUCUAAAGAUCGGCUGGACCUUUGGUGCUGCCCUCUGGGGUUCCAUCUUUGGUUUCUUGGUCCUUAAAUCCUUGUCCAGGUUUACAGGUUCUGUGUUCGGGCCCAAAGAAAACACAGUUUGCCAGACUGCUGCCACAGCCUCUGGUGGUCUCUCCAGUGGGUUUGUAACUGCUAUCCCUGCCAUGUACCGCAUGGGUCUCAUGAAGGACCGGACUCCAAGUGACGACGUUGUAUCGCUACUUCUCUGGACAAUGACCGCCGCUUUCUUCGGCACUUUCUUUGCUGUUCCCCUCCGUUCUCACUUCGUCAUCAACCAGGAUCUCGUUUUCCCCACCCCACGAGCCGCUGCUGAGACUAUCAAGAACUUGCACAGGGCCGGUUCCGCGGCUGCUAAGGAUGCUCGUGAUGCUGGCAGGGCUAUGAUGAUUUCCUUUGCCACAGCCAUGAUCUGGGCCAUUAUUGGAUUCUUCAUUCCUGGAAUCUUUGGAACUAUCCAUAUCCUUUACUACAUUGGCAAGGCUGCCAACUAUACAAAGAUGAUGAAUGCUGAUGCUGAGUGGGGCUGGGCCUUUACCUGGGAUUGGGCCUUCUUUGGCGCUGGUUUGAUGACUCCUGGAAGCACUGUCUUCUCGUUCUUGUUAGGAGAGCUGAUUGCCUUUGGUAUUGCUGGUCCUCUCAUGACCUCUGCCGGCUAUUUGACCGGACGUGGUGGCUUUCCUCCUCCACCAGCCAUUGGUUCUGCUCAGUCAUGGUUCCUUUGGCCUGGUGUCGGAAUGAUGGUCUUCACUGCUUUCACUGAACUCGGAGUUCGCUACGAGUCACUCAAGCAUGGUAUUUUGUCUGCUGUCCACGGAGGUCGUAACUUGAUCCGCAAGCUGCAAAAGAAGGAAGCCUUGGUCAGAAGCUCCGAUUAUGUUUCUAAAGAUACUACCCCUGCUCACGAAAUGAUUCCUGCCUCGUGGUGGCUUUCCGGCCUUGCUGUGUCAGGCAUUUUUACUAUCCUGGUCAUGUAUUUCUAUUUUGACGUCCCAGUUUACGCCACUAUCGGAGCCAUUAUUCUGUCGUUCAUGCUCGCCUUUGUUGGUCUUCAAGCCUCAGGUGAGACCGAUAUCAACCCUACUGGAGCUGUUGCCAAGGUCACUCAGCUAGUUUUCUCUCGUGUUCCUGGUGCCGAUCUUGCCACUGUUCAGAAGACCAACUUGAUGUGCGCCAACAUUGCUGCCUCAGUCUGCUCUCAGUCUGUUGACAUGGUUGGGGACCUUAAGACUGCCCAGUUGCUCAAUGCUUCUCCCAAGGCCAUGUUCUGGGCCCAGAUGGUUGGAUCAGUCUUUGCUGUUGGUGUCGCCAUCCCUCUGUUCUUGCUUUACACCCAGGCCUAUCCAUGUGUACUCAACCCUAAUCUUCCUGGGAAAUGCCAAUUCGAAGCCCCUUCGGUCGUUGCAUGGGAAAAUGUUUGCAAGAUUUUGACCGGCGACGGUUCCAUUCCCAGGGAGUCGAUGAUUUUGACCAUCGUCUUGUGUAUCCUUGGAGUCGUCAACGUUAUUGUUCGUGUCAAGUUCGUCCCUGAUGCAUGGAAGUCUUACUGGAUCAACCUGAACGCUGUUGGCCUUGGAUUUAUUAACCCUUCACCUAGCAUUGUUUUUGCCAUGCUGGUUGGCUGGACAGCUGGACAUAUCUGGAAGCGUACAAACAUACGGAGCCAUGAGCGUCUUAUGUAUUCUGUCAGUGCUGGUUUAAUUAGUGGCGUUGGUAUCGCAGGUUUGCUCAAUGCUGCUUUGACCAUAGGUGGUGUUGAAGAAGGUCCUGUUAGAGUCGGGUGCGGUGAUGAUGGCAUUCUCUGCUAA
Messenger RNA from Lobosporangium transversale, 2235 nucleotides. RefSeq names its product OPT oligopeptide transporter protein-domain-containing protein. Gene Ontology annotation, cellular component: fungal-type vacuole membrane. The coding region runs from base 178 to 2235 and encodes 685 amino acids. NCBI's taxonomy places the organism in Eukaryota, Fungi, Mortierellomycota, Mortierellomycetes, Mortierellales, Mortierellaceae. Gene Ontology annotation, molecular function: oligopeptide transmembrane transporter activity. The transcript is spliced from 2 exons. The record is from RefSeq and is a predicted model, not a curated record.